AUGCAUAGACAACAAUCGCCACCCCAAAGUGCCGGAACAGCAGGGUCUGAGCCCUGUUCUGCUGUCACCAAGCAAUCGCUGUUCACAGACAACAAAAGGGAAUGUCCAGAGCCUGUCAAAGCAGAAAUUGAAGGUCACAUUCCACAAUGGCUGCAGGGGACACUCAUUGGAAAUGGACCAGGCAUGCACAAAAUUGGUGAAACUGUUUACAACCAUUGGUUUGAUGGGAUGGCCUUGUUGCAUAGUUUCACCUUUCAAAAUGGUGAGGUGUUCUACAGAAGUAAGUAUCUUUGCAGCGAUACUUACAUGUCUAACGUAGAAGCUAAUAGGAUUGUGGUGUCAGAAUUUGGCACAAUGGCUUACCCAGAUCCGUGCAAGAAUAUUUUUUCCAAAGCAAUUUCCUAUCUUGCAAAUGUUAUUCCUGAUUUCACUGAUAACUGUUUGAUUAAUAUAAUUAAAUAUGGUGAGGAUUUCUUUGCUUCAUCAGAGACCAACUAUAUCAGAAGAAUAGAUCCUAGAACAGUUGAAACAUUAGAGAAGGUUGACUACACAAAGUAUGCUUCUCUGAACUUGGCGACAUCUCAUCCACAUUAUGAUAAAGUUGGAAACACUUACAAUAUGGGCACCUCCAUAGCUGAGAAAGGCAAAACAAAAUACAUGUUUGUGAAGAUAUCAAAUACAAAGCCAGAUGAGGAGAAGAAGAAGAAGAAUACAUGCUUUAAAAAUUGUGAAAUAUUAUGUUCCAUUCCUUGUCACUCACUCCUCAGUCCAAGUUACUACCACAGUUUUGGUAUGACACCAAACUAUGUUGUCUUCAUUGAGCAGCCAGUUAAACUGGACAUUCUUAAAAUGGUGACAGCUUCCUUCAAAGGAGUGAACUGGGCCAGCUGUCUGGGAUGGUACCCAGAUGACAAGACUUACAUUCAUAUCAUUGACAGAAAAACAAAGAAGCCUUUAACAGGAAAGUUCUACACAGAUGCACUUGUGGUUUACCAUCAUGUCAAUGCUUAUGAGGAAGACAAUCAUGUGGUCUUCGAUAUUAUUGCAUACAAUGACAAUAGUUUGUAUGAAAUGUUCUAUUUAGAAAACAGGACUUUGCAAAACAGGGAAUUUGAAAUAAAAGGCAAAACCUUCAAUCUUCCAUCUUGCAGAAGAUUUGUAAUUCCUGUGGAUCAUGCCAAGACCACAGAGUUGGGCAGAAAUGUUUACACAACAACAUAUGCACUGAAGGAAAAAGAUGGAUCCGUUUACUGCAAGCCUGAAGUGUUAUUUGAAGGAAUAGAACUACCUUGAAUAAAUUAUGAUUACAAUGGCAGCAAGUACAGAUAUAUUUACGCAUCCAAGGUUGAGUGGCGACCAAUUCUAACAAAGAUAAUUAAAUGUGAUAUUCAGACCAGAAGCUGCCUUGAGCGGAGAGAAGACCAUUGCUGGCCAGCAGAACCAGUGUUUGUCAAACUUCCAGAUGGCAAAGAUGAGGAUGAUGGUUCAUUUUGCCGUAUUUCUACACAAUACUGCCUCAGUAGCUGCAGCAUAGUUGGUAGAAGGCUGAUGACUUUCCCUGGGAGAAACUGCAGAUGGCGUUCAAGGAGGCACUUGAGCAGUUUUGGGCCUUGGGAUCUGGCUUUGGAAUACAUCUCCUUAACACGGAGACAGCUCAGUCGUGCAGGCAGCAGCUGGGAGAUUGUGUCGGUCAGCCAUAAGGUGGCUGGUGUGCCCAGACAGAACUCUGAUAGUCAGCAGCAUCGUGGGCUAACACAGCAACAGAAUGUGGCAGCAGUUGGGGCCCAGCACAAGCCCGGAUGGCAGCAGUGGCAGUCAGGGCCGAAGGCUUGCAAGCAGCAGCGAAGCCUGGCUUGCCUGAUGGAGGUCAGCAGAGACAGUUGGCAGCAAAUGCAGUUGGCAAGCAUGGGCCAGUUUUAG
This is a messenger RNA of Rhincodon typus (whale shark), 1920 nucleotides long. RefSeq names its product beta,beta-carotene 15,15'-dioxygenase. Gene Ontology annotation, biological process: carotene catabolic process; retinal metabolic process. Lineage: Eukaryota; Metazoa; Chordata; Chondrichthyes; Orectolobiformes; Rhincodontidae. The record is from RefSeq and is a predicted model, not a curated record. Gene Ontology annotation, molecular function: beta-carotene 15,15'-dioxygenase activity; carotenoid dioxygenase activity.